UAUUUAUACCAACUACUGCGACAUUGAUUGUCUGCUCGUCCUUCACUCGUUACUCGCUUGCUUUCCUUAUACCAUCAUGGCGAAGGUAGAAACUGUAGUGUUUCUGUCGCUGAUUCUGGAUCUCUUCGCGUUCACAAUACCGUUGCCCCUCUUUCCCCGGUUAAUUGAAUGGUACACUCUGAGAGAAAGCACCAAUGACUCAGGUUUAUUAUCGCAAACCUUAAACUUCGUGCGAUCUGUUAGAAGUCUUCUCUACAAGCCAGGUGUCCAAUCGCAAAGAUGGGACGUCGUUCUUCUCGGUGGUUUAAUGGGAUCUGUGUUCUCUGCUCUACAGUUCUUCAUUUCCCCAAAGAUUGGAGCAUUAUCGGACAAGUAUGGGCGGAAGAAGGUUCUCCUGCUUACCAUGAUUGGAAACAUCCUUUCUGCUCUUGUAUGGCUCAAGUCUACGACAUUUGCAACCUAUAUGCUCUCUCGAGUGAUCGGAGGCUUGAGUGAAGGGAACGUCCAGCUGGCAAUAGCAAUUCUCUCUGACAUCACUACGGCCGCCAAUCGUUCGAAAGCACUGGCCCACGUCGGAAUCGCAUUCGCAAUCUGCUUCUGUAUCGGCCCGCCCAUCGGUGCCUACUUUGCUUCCAGGCCUUUACCCCAGUCAGUUAGCUCCCUCGGCUUUGAGCUCAACAUCUAUGCAGUCCCGGCUCUUAUCACUCUCAUUCUCCUGGCCAUCGAGACCAUCUUCCUCAUUGUUGCUCUCCCCGAAACUCGUGGUACCAAGGCUCCUGAACACAAGAAAUCUGCAGCCUCCGCGUCGCCAUCGAAAACUCAGCCACCUAAACCAACCAAACGCUUCACGAUCCAACAACGCAUUCAAAACCUCAAGACACUCCGCAGACUGCACUUUUCCUUCUUAGCCGUGUUCUCAGGGGUUGAAUUCACAUUGACAUUCUUGACUUUUGAUCUUCUAGACUGGAACAACACGCAAAACGGCAAGCUAAUUGGGAGCAUUGGCGUGGUUAGCGCGUUACUUCAAGGAGGCUAUGUUCGACGCUCAGCGUCCAGGAUCGGGGAGGGAAAGAUGGCCCGUCAGGGUGUGGCGAGCUGUGUGCUUAGCCUGAUCUUGCUUGCUGUCUUCCCCAACUACGUGCAAACCAACCAAACUUUCGCAUUGAGGCUUCUACAGCUUGCCGCUGUCUGUUUGGCGUUCACCAGCGCUACGGUGGUGAAUUCGUUGACUGCAUUCGCAUCAUUGCAAUGCGACGAUCCAUCAGUUGACCCGGACACCGGGAAACCAUUGGAAGAGAAUCCCGAACUUGCCAAAGGCAAGGCUCUCGGAAAAUUUAGGUCAUCUGGUCAACUAGGGAGAGCCUUGGGUCCUCUUAUCGGUGAGAAGUUUCUACUCAACGGCCAAACAAAAAGCGCCUAA
Molecule: messenger RNA, 1420 nt
Organism: Coprinopsis cinerea okayama7#130
Lineage: Eukaryota; Fungi; Basidiomycota; Agaricomycetes; Agaricales; Psathyrellaceae
Exons: 7
Coding region: 77-1420 (447 amino acids)
Biological process (GO): transmembrane transport
Cellular component (GO): brush border membrane
Molecular function (GO): transmembrane transporter activity
Source: RefSeq, a predicted model, not a curated record